Leptosomus discolor (cuckoo roller) is the source of this 1851-nucleotide messenger RNA. NCBI's taxonomy places the organism in Eukaryota, Metazoa, Chordata, Aves, Leptosomiformes, Leptosomidae. The record is from RefSeq and is a predicted model, not a curated record.
AUGUUCGGAGGAAAAAUGACUAGCAUUGGGAAGAAGCUGAUCCGCCGGCGUAUGGUGGAUCUGAGCUCUGAGGACACACGUUUUGCUCGCUGCCUCUCCACACUGGACCUCAUAGCCCUUGGGGUGGGCAGCACACUGGGGGCUGGUGUGUACGUGCUGGCUGGGGAGGUGGCCAAGGAGAUGGCUGGUCCAUCCAUCGUCCUCUGCUUCCUGGUGGCUGCUCUCUCAUCGGUACUGGCUGGACUCUGCUACGCAGAGUUUGGGGCCCGCGUCCCCAAGACCGGCUCUGCCUACCUCUACAGCUACGUCACUGUUGGCGAGAUCUGGGCUUUCACCACUGGCUGGAACCUCAUCCUCUCCUACGUGAUAGGCACAGCCAGCGUGGCUCGAGCCUGGAGUGCAGCAUUCGACAACAUCAUUGGCAACCACAUCUCCACCACCUUCAUGAACAAGACCACACUGCAUCUGCCAGGUGUGCUGGCGGAACGUCCGGAUUUCUUUGCCCUGAUCCUGAUUGGGCUGCUUACUGUGCUGCUGGCCUUCGGUGUCAGCGAAUCCGCGCUUGUCAACAAAAUCUUCACGGCGGUGAACCUGGUGGUGCUGGGCUUUGUCAUCAUUGCCGGCUUUGUAAAGGGAGACAUCAAGAACUGGCAGCUCUCGGAGGACUACACCAACCACUCGCACCUGGACCUGAGAGAUGACAGGAAAAAAGCUUUUGGCUCUGGUGGGUUUGCUCCCUUUGGACUGGAAGGGAUCCUGACUGGUGCUGCUACCUGUUUCUACGCUUUCGUGGGCUUUGACUGCAUCGCCACCACAGGGGAGGAAGCCAGAAACCCACAGCGCUCGAUCCCCAUUGGCAUCAUUGUGUCCCUCCUCAUCUGCUUUGUGGCUUAUUUUGGAGUCUCUGCGGCCCUGACACUCAUGGUGCCCUACUUCCUCCUGAACAAGGAGAGCCCCCUGCCUGAGGCUUUCAAGGCGGUGGGCUGGGAGCCUGCCCGCUACGCUGUUGCCGUCGGCUCUCUCUGUGCCCUCUCUACCAGCUUGCUGGGCUCCAUGUUCCCCAUGCCCCGUGUGAUCUAUGCCAUGGCGGAGGAUGGGCUGCUCUUCAAGUUCCUCUCCAACAUCAAUGGCCGCACAAAGACCCCUCUGUCAGCCACCAUCACCUCAGGGCUCCUCGCGGCGGUGAUGGCCUUCCUGUUUGACCUGAAGGACCUGGUAGACCUCAUGUCCAUCGGCACGCUGCUGGCCUACUCCCUGGUGGCGGUGUGUGUGCUCAUCCUCCGGUACCAGUCCAGGCAGCUGAACUCCCCGAAGGCCAUGGAGAUGCUGGAGCUGAACGGGAACGAGGAGGAGAGGGUGAUCAUGAACCCAACUGUCACUGCUACCAGCACCCAGCAGAAAGAGAUGCUGCGCAUUGUCUACAUCUGUGUCUCGGUCAUUGCCACACUGAUCACAGUCAUCUGCGUAGUUGUCACCCUGAAGGUGACCGCACUGAAGGAUGCCAGUGUGGGAUGGAUCGUGGCCCUGGUGCUGCUUCUUGUGGCUCUGCUCAUUCCCACCAUCAUCGUUUGGAGGCAGCCGCAGAGCAACGCACGGUUGAACUUCAAAGUACCUUUCCUCCCGCUCCUGCCAAUCUUCAGCAUCUUCGUUAACAUCCUGCUGAUGGUACAGCUGAGUGCUGGCACCUGGGUGCGGUUUGCCAUCUGGAUGGCCGUGGGUUUUAUCAUUUACUUCAGCUAUGGGAUUCGGAACAGCGUGGAAGGGAAAAAUGUGGAGGAACCCUGUGCCACAGUAGAAAAGCCUCUGCACCACCCUGGACUGGACCUCGGUCCUGGGGCUGCUGAGGUCUGA